This is a messenger RNA of Notolabrus celidotus (New Zealand spotty), 797 nucleotides long. It is a transcript of the gene ecrg4a, whose product is annotated as ECRG4 augurin precursor a. The record is from RefSeq and is a predicted model, not a curated record. Bases 24 to 506 code for a protein of 160 amino acids. The transcript is spliced from 4 exons. NCBI's taxonomy places the organism in Eukaryota, Metazoa, Chordata, Actinopteri, Labriformes, Labridae. Gene Ontology annotation, biological process: anaphase-promoting complex-dependent catabolic process; G1 to G0 transition; cellular senescence.
UUCAAAACAGCGCUCAGGAACAGAUGGGUGACAUCAUGGAUACUACGUCCAUAUUUUAUACAGUCUAUGGUGUGAACACAAACUGCCCAACUUUACCCAGACUUUUAUCUGCUUGCCCACAUUUCCGUAUGAAGUCAGAUGUAUCCAGUGAAAGCAGCCUGCACAAGAUCUUGAGGAAAAGAGAAGUGGCAGGAGCUGGUGCUGACCUCUCUAAGUCCUCCAUCGCUGUCCCCUCCUCAAAGGCUCAAGAGUUCCUGGCCAAACUGAGCAGAACUAAGAGGAACCUUUGGGACCGCAGCAGAGCGGACGUGCAGCAGUGGAUUGCGCAGUUUACGGCCAUGGGAUAUGAUGAGCAGAGGCUGGAGGCCGACCUGUCGUACUGGAUGGACCAGGCGCGCUCCACCGAUCAGGGGCGUCAGCAUCACUACGAUGAAAACGCCCCCAUCGGCCCUCGGUACCCUGGUUCUUACAGGCAUGGAGCUAAUGUCAACUAUGACUACUAUUAAUGCCAGUGUGUGAUAGUCUGCUCGUCUGUCACCUGUCAUGUAGCUGUCAACAUCGAAGUACUCUGCAGCUGCUCCAGCCUGUUUUAAUUAGCUGCACCCAUCUGUAUAACCCCUUAUUGAUGCUCGGUCUCAAUUCUGAAAUAGCUGUUAUAAAAAGGAAAAACAUGCACAGAGUUUGCCCUCAAAAGGAAUCACCUGUGAUCAACAAGGACAUUUUUAUGCAGCUGAUUUCUGUAAAAUCUGUCUUUAAUUUGCUCUACUAGAUUUUUGUAAAUAAAGAUUCGGCUCAAA